Messenger RNA from Striga hermonthica, 382 nucleotides. The record is from the annotation of a GenBank genome assembly. Lineage: Eukaryota; Viridiplantae; Streptophyta; Magnoliopsida; Lamiales; Orobanchaceae.
CAUACUGUUUUCGGGCUGCUCGAACUUCAGGAUCGUUGGGGUCUCCUCGGGGAGGUCCCCUGAACUGAGUCUUGCUUUGCUUUUCGAAAAAUUUAUUCUUCUUUUUCUCGUCGGUCCCCGCCUUAGAAGACUUCGGGUUAAAGUUAAAAUCGGGGACCGACAUGGCUUCUUCAGCUAUAAUGUGUUGCUGAGCUCGGGCAAGAAAUUCUUGAAAAGUGUUUGGCUUAUUUUGACACAGUGUCCAGCGGAAAAUCGAAUUCGGUUUCAAUCCGGCAAUAGCCAUGACAAGCAGGGUUUCAGGAUGACAAGGUUCCAUGUUUUGGACUCGGUCGUUAAAUCGAGCAAUAUAGUCCUUGACACUUUCAUCAUCUUUUUGAGUUAC